Homarus americanus (American lobster) is the source of this 1636-nucleotide messenger RNA. Its product is annotated as sialidase-like. Bases 15 to 1628 code for a protein of 537 amino acids. The record is from RefSeq and is a predicted model, not a curated record. The transcript is spliced from 2 exons. Lineage: Eukaryota; Metazoa; Arthropoda; Malacostraca; Decapoda; Nephropidae.
CACCACAGAACUCCAUGGUGGAAGUUUCAACUUAUGAAGCAGUGACUCCUCUAACACCACAGAACUCCAUGGUGGAAGUUUCAACUUAUGAAGGAGUGGCUCCUCUAACACCACAGAACUCCAUGGUGGAAGUCCUAACUUCUCAAGCAGUGACUCGUCUGACACCACAGAACUCCAUGGUGGAAGUCCUGACUUCUCAAGCAUCGACUCCUGAAACACCACAGAACUCCAUGGUGGAAGUCCUAACUUCUCAAGCAGUGACUCCUCCAACACCACAGAACUCCAUGGUGGAAGUCCUAACUUCUCAAGCAGUGACUCCUCCAACACCACAGAACUCCAUGGUGGAAGUCCUAACUUCUCAAGCAGUGACUCGUCCAACACCACAGAACUCCAUGGUGGAAGUCCUGACUUCUCAAGCAUCGACUCCUGAAACACCACAGAACUCCAUGGUGGAAGUCCUAACUUCUCAAGCAGUGACUCCUCUGAGACCACAGAACUCAGUGGUAGAAAUUGGUACUCAAGAAGUAAAUAGUGUCUCUUUGGAGGAAUCUACAAUAAAUGCUGGCUCUCUUCAGGAGUUGAGUUUUGAAUUAGAGCAGGACUCCAUGUUUGAUCUAAGCACGCCACAUCAAGAGCCCCUUAUGACACAAGUAAGCUCCAUGAUGGGAAUUAAAAAUGAUCAGGAGGAAGUAACUCUUCUAGCACAAAGCUAUUCUGUAUUAAAUGUUAAUUCCCAUGAGGUAACUACUCCUUUGACACCUCAGAUACCCAAAGUUGAAGUUAUUGUUUACCAAACAGUGACUACUUUAUCACCACAGAGCUCUAAUAUUCAAACCAGUAAUAUAGUGGAUCAGUCUCAUGUAGAUGUUACUAUUACUAAAGCAGUAACUCCUCUAACACCACAGAUCUCCAUGGUGGAAGAUUCAACUUCUGAAGCAGUAACUCUUAUACCACAGAACUCCAUGGUGGAAGUUACAACUUCUGAAGCAGUGACUUCUCUAACACCACAGAACUCCAUGGUGGAAGUUACAACUUCUCAAGCAGUGACUCCUCUAACACCACAGAACUCCAUGGUGGAAGUUACAACUUCUGAAGCAGUGACUUCUCUAACACCACAGAACUCCAUGGUGGAAGUUACAACUUCUCAAGCAGUGACUCCUUUAACACCACAGAACUUCAUGGUGGAAGUUUCAACUUAUGAAGCAGUGGCUCCUCUAACACCACGGAACUCCAUGGUGGAAGUCCUAACUUCUCAAGCAGUGAAUCCUCUAACACCACAGAACUCCAUGGUGGAAGGCCUAACAUCACAAGCAGUGACUCCUCUAACACCACAGAACUCCAUGGUGGAAGUUUCAACUUCUGAAGCAGGAACUCCUCUAACACCACAGAACUCCAUGGUGGAAGUUUCAAAUUCUGAAGCAAUUAUUCUUACACCACAGAACUCCAUGGUGGAAGUUUCAACUUCUGAAGCCGUAACUCCUCUAACACCACAGAACUACAUGGUGGAAGUUUCAAAUUCUGAAGCAGUUACUCUUACACCACAGAACUCCAUGGUGGAAGUUUCGCCUUAUGAAGUAGUGACUCCUCCUAACACCACAGAACUCCAUGGUGGAAGUUUCAACUUCUGAAGCCGUAA